AUGGAUGGAAUCGCUGCUCAGCGAAACGCGAACGGAACGAUUUCGGUUGUUUCGUUAGUUUCCAAAAAAAUGAAAACAGGAAAUCAAAGAGUUUCACAGGCCUUCCGACGAAAUCGAAUUCGAUAUUAACGAAGACAUAAUGCACAUUCAUGGCAUAUUUCUCGGAGAUUUCCUCAGUUUUGAAAUUGAGAACAACCAAGCCGUUCCCCCAUUUCAUCAGACAAAAGGGAUCGAUGGAAUCCAAGUGAAAGUGGAGAACAAUAUUGCAGUGGUUGGUUCGAAAUGCAUUCAGAAAGAAGAAUCGCCCGGUUAUUCAGAUAUCCGGAUUAGUUGGAACUCUCGUCAACAAACGUGCUCUCUUCUAUGAUACCACCGAGUUUGGACGAGUCGCCUGCAGAGACAAAGAGCCCGGAGAGGUUGACCAGAGCUACAAUAUCCUCGUCUCCAGGUAACCACGCUUCUUGAACUGAUUUACCACGGAUUCACUGCAGGCUGCCGGAAGAACAUCGCCGAGGAUUGUACUCGAAAUGCGUCUGGGGAGGCAUUUCGAAUGGGAUCGUUCAGGAAGAGACGAUCGACGAGGAAUUCUUGGAGAGAGCGUGCAGUAUUGUUCUCGACGGGUUGAUAACUGGCAAUGAAACAGAGACCGGAGAGAAAGAAAGCGUCGAAUUCAUUACUGCCAGUGAGGAGGAAAAUGAAUUGGACGAGGAGAGUGAUGUGGAACUAGAAGAAGAGGAGAGCGAAGGAAAGGGACCGGUUGAACAGCCUACCAAACGAGUCAUUGGCUUCGUGUGCAAAAUCUGGAAAGCGGAAGUCAGAGUGACGUGCAACUUGACGUUUCCGGGAUCCGACGGAUUCAUUAAAGGACCGGAAAGAACGAAGCUGAGAGUCGGCGACUGGGUCGAACUCCGUUUCACUGAAUCCGAAUUCAACCAUUUCUUCCCUCAUAAGCCGACUCAAAAAACACCCUUCUUCGAGGUGGACACGUUCAAAAAGAUUCCGGCGCCGUCGAAUUACUCUAUCCAUAAUGUGAACAAUAGUGUGACAGUGACAGUGAAAAAAGUGAGAUUGCCUGCAAAUCACAGAAAAGGCGGAAUUAUCGAGGAUCGUUACGUGGGAACGAUCGCGGAUACCCAACAGAAGACAAGAAACGGAGGAGCCGUCGUCAAUAUCGUCGUUCGUCGAAUGCGAGUCUGUCCGGGGGCGGGUGGCAAAUUUGCGGCGUGGUGUAUUAGUGGUCUGACCGAAAGUGCCGAUGGAUCAUCUUCUCAGGAUGACGCAGAAUCUUCUUCAGCGGUAAAUUGGAACGAAUUCACGAAUGUUUGUUUGAAAACCGUACCUAGUUUCAGGAAAGUACAACAAGUGGACCGACAACUUCAAAACGGAAGAAAUCGACAAAGAAAAAGUUUAGAGGGAAGAUGGCGGACGUCAAAAAAACACCUCAUUUCGAACCGGCAAAUCCGUUCCAGCGCCCGGUGCUUGCUCCUUAUCCGACCAUGGGACCGUUUCCUUACCAUCAAAUGUUUCCGCCGGCAGUGGCUCCUGCCCCCCCGAGAUUUUUCUUCAACUCUUCACACCCAUCGCCCUCUCUCCACAAGCAGUCCAGUUCGAAGCCAGUUAUCCACGGACAGGGUUACAAUUCGGUUCACGGGCAUGGAUUCAAGGCUGUGGAAACGCCGAAGAAUUUGGUGGUGAUGCGAGCGGUCGUGACUUCAGUUAAGAAAAACGCGGCAUUUUUGUGGCUACUGGAAAAGCACUCGUAGGAAAACUCCCAUUCUCCUGAGACCUUUUGAGACAUUCCCUUCUGUUUCAGUCAAUCAGUCUUCUUCCUCACUCCGGAAAUCAUUCUCGAACCCGGUCACUUCUUUGAGGGUCAAUUCUCUCGUGAUGAAUCGAAAAAGAGUGGCGAGGGACCGAAAUGGCAGUGCCAAAAGUACCUGAGAGCCAUGCGCGAACUCAUUCCAGGUAGUAUUACGAAUGGAACCCUCGAGUUCCGAAUUACUGUGAAUACUGUUAAACAUGAGUGCAGCUUCAUGAAGCCGGAGACGUACCACGAGUAUAUCGGUCCGAUCGUUAGUAAUAUCUGUUAGCCCGUCGAGCAACUAAUUUGUAAAACUUCAGAUCGAUCUUUAUCAAAAACUGCCACAAGACUGUUCCAAAGGAAUUAAAAUUACAAUUAAAUUAUCUCGAAUCGACGAGUACGGUCAGUGGAGAUGGAUUGUCGCAAAAAUUUUUCAAUCGGUCUGCUAGCCAUCGCUUUGCUAUGAAAAAAAUUUCAAUUCCAGAAACACGCUCAGUUGCUCACGGAGUUCUUUCCGGUCUGGCACACCCCGGGUAUCCGUGCCCUUCUCAAUGAGAAGUGCGAUCAUCAGUUCGUGAAUCUGAAAGGCCUACUGGACAUGGAGCCUGGCGACCAGGUGCGUUCUAGCCAGGUGAAGGCGGGAAGUGCCCCUGCGAAUCAAGUUGAGAAGAAAGAGGAAGAAACUGAACAGGGAAAGUUCGCAUGGGUCACCUCGAUCACCGAGAAUUCUGUGAAAGUGAUCGUCUUCCCGCGAGUGAAAAAGCAAACUAUGCGUGAUAUGAUCAAGGAAAUCACUGACAAGAAUGUGUAUAAGUUGGUCGAAACUCAUUUCAUGCUUAUUCGAAUCGAUGAAAAUCAUUUCAGAACCGUCGACCAGAUGAAUGUUCACAAACUGUACAAAGUUGAAAUAGAUGAAAAUGGAGCCGUGACCGAGAUGUCCGACUGCGAACAAUCAUUUGCAGCUGAUAAAGAGGGGCGUAUUGAAUUCAAGUUUAGCUCGAGUCAAAAGGAUUAUCGUAUUACUCGGAACGUGGCUCUUGUUAACCCGAUCGGCGCCCCUGCGUGGAUCGGUAAACUGAUGUUUGCCUAUCCUGGGAAACCGAUUCCGAAAAAGGAAAUCGUCUGGAAGGUUCCAUUCCAUUUUCUGAACGAUGAAGAUUUUCUCGGCAACCGCGAUGAAGUGACUGAGAAUGGCGUCUGCUUCGUGAAUACGGAUCCACCAAAGAGUAAGAUGCGGAGCCAUUUCCAUUCAACACACUGCACAAUUUCAGAACUCAAUGAAAAACUGUUCGAUUUGGAGGAGAGCACGCGGACGCAGGACGCCGAUCCCUUCGAAAGUUUCCAGAAAAGGCUCGAAGUAUUGCCUAAAGAAGAAGCUUACAAAAUGUUUAAAAAUGUUUGCAAAAUCCUCGCCGAUGAGGGAGUCACCAAAGCUAUGAAGGAUGCGGGGGUGGACACUGGAAAACUUUUAACCAUCAUCAAGGCUAAGCCUGAAUAA
This is a messenger RNA of Caenorhabditis sp. 36 PRJEB53466, 3299 nucleotides long. Lineage: Eukaryota; Metazoa; Nematoda; Chromadorea; Rhabditida; Rhabditidae. The record is from the annotation of a GenBank genome assembly.